Molecule: messenger RNA, 1227 nt
Organism: Clonostachys rhizophaga
Lineage: Eukaryota; Fungi; Ascomycota; Sordariomycetes; Hypocreales; Bionectriaceae
Source: the annotation of a GenBank genome assembly
AUGAUCUCUCCUGGUGGUAUAAAAACCGUUGCAAUCAUCGGCGCCGGGCUGAGCGGGCUAGUCUCGGCCGUGCAUUUGCUCCGCGCAGGCAUCAACAUCACCAUCUUCGAACGAGCAAACCAUGUGGGCGGAGCCUGGAAAUAUAGCCCACAACCGGAUCGGGAUCCACCGUUUCCUAGCGUUCGACCACCGACUCCGGACUGGGCCGAGGUGGAACGGCUGCAGGGAGAAGGGCUGAGUUACGAGGAGGCGGCGUUGCGGUUCGCUCCGCCAGGCCCGGUGUAUACGAACAUGAAGAGCAGAGGCAACAAAGUGGCCAUGCGGACCUCCUUGGCGAACUGGCCUGACGGAAGCGGGGAUCCUCUGGAUCAUAGCGAAGUGCUAGAGUAUCUCCAGGAUGUUGCUCUCACUCACCGUGUGCAAGACAAGAUUCGUUUCCACACGCGGGUGGAAGCGAUGUCAAAGGAGGAAGGUACUGGUCACUGGCAAAUCCGGACUUCUAGACUCGCUACGACAACAACGAGCUACAAGGUGGAGAGGGAGACGUGGACGUUCGAUGCUGUUGUCGUGGCUACAGGAAGAUACGGCGUCCCUCGCGUCCCUGAUGUGCCUGGACUAUCAACCUGGAAGCGCAUGUUCCCAGACCGGCUGAUGCACGCCAAACAGUACCGCACGCCAACAUCCUUCCGCGGCAAGAGGGUUCUUAUAAUAGGGGCUUUUAUCUCCGCACUCGAGAUAGCCAAGGAGUUGACCGACAACGGUGCCAUGGUGUACCAGAGUGCAACCGAUACUAGGGUCGACUUCAGGGACAAAGCAGAUCAUGAAAAUGCCGUCAAAGUGGCCAUGGUAACCGAAUUCGUCGUGUUCGCGCAGAACCGAGAUGGACACAGCUCAGGUCCAAAGCUGCUCGACGACGAUCAGCCUAUUCCAGGGCAGGUAGUCCUCCAAGACAGGCAAGUACUUGAGGACAUCCACCAUGUCAUAAUAGCAACCGGCUACCUGACCACUUACCCUUUCCUUGGCCCUGUUCUUGAGCAGCCAUUCACAUCACUCGAAGAGGCAGACGACAAGGUGGUUACAGCCGGCGAUGCUAGAACCGUGCAUAAUUUGCACGAGGAUAUCUUUUACAUCCCUGAUCCAACUCUGGCGUUCAUAGGUGUCACACAAUUCGCCUCUACGUUCUCGCUCUACGAUUUCCAGGCCCAGGUUGUCACUACUCUUUCUUAG